AAAAGUUCGUGGUGGCGGUGACGCGGAGUGAGGAGGACCAGUCGUGCACGCUGAGCCUGGUGUCUGGGGAGGGGCGCGUCACUUUUCAGUAUCUAGUCCAUGGUGUGCGUCCUCGAGGAAGGCGGGGAACCCUCAGUGCUUGCCGUCAGCGUCAACAAGGAGUUGCUGGGCCUGCUGGUGCAUCCUGACCUGCGUUCCCUCACCGCCCUCACCAUCACUCCAAACCUUGCGGUGGAUUCCAGGAUAUGUUCCGACGGACAAACCCUGGUGGUGUCCCAGCUGGAGGAGAACUACCACCUCUCCGUGUACCGGGCCACGCUCCUGCCGGGCCGUCUCCAGCUCAGCCUGCAGAGUCGCAUCCGGACCACCUCGCCGCCCAUCUGCUGGGACUUGUGGAAUGGAUUUGUGACGACACUAGUGCCCAGUGGCCACAUACGAGCUUACACGCUGUGCGGGGCGCUUGUGGCCGAGUCACCACUGUAUAAGGACCUGCGGUACCCCAACCCCACACUGCUCGCCCGCGGCCUCGUGUUUGCCUCAACCAUCACUUCGCGGACACUGCUGUCGUACUGGCACAUGGACCGUGACCGCGACUACUGGCUGGUGGGGGAGAGCGUGCUCACCAGCUGGCUCCAGAGGGGGGCGCACGCCGUGGGCAACACAAGUCAUCGCAAAGAAUUAAGGCAAGAUUCUGGCAGCUCUGUUUCCAACGGGUCUUCUUCAUUUUUUGAGGGAGGGAGCAGCUGCGUGGUGACGCUGGCGAAGGUGAGGCUCGGGGCCGCUGUGCUGCUUGAGGUCACCAUAGUGCAAUACCAGCGUGGCCUCGUCUUCUGCGGCACAAGUCAAGGUUACUUGUUGGUGUACAAGAUAAUGGAAGACACGUGGAAGAGCGAGGUUGGCCUGAAGUGGGAGGUGUUGGAAGCCUGCAUGCCCUCGCUCUGCCUCUCCCUCACGCGCCGUCCCCUGGCAAGGAUCGCCGUUUGCUUCAUCGACGCCGUCAUCAUGGUGACUGUAGGGGACAGGGACGGCAACUGCCACAUGGUCUCCCUCCCCACCUCCGCCCCCUAUACCUCUGCUUCCUAGAAGCUGCCAGAAUCAGAUCCUUGGCUGUGAAGGGUCCUCAGGAUCCGCCCCGCCCCCUCCCUGCAGUAACAGUCUUGUUUUCUCUUUGAGACUUGUUUUUAUAGCGUUGGCUCAACUCAGAGGUUUUUAACAACAGCACAUGAUAACUUUGCAAUCAACAUCAUCGACUUUUAUCAAUUUGUUACUUAGAGUAAAUAUUUUGUUUUAUGAAGCAACAUAAAUAAAAUAACUUCUUGUU
Molecule: messenger RNA, 1321 nt
Organism: Scylla paramamosain (green mud crab)
Lineage: Eukaryota; Metazoa; Arthropoda; Malacostraca; Decapoda; Portunidae
Exons: 7
Coding region: 100-1083 (327 amino acids)
Source: RefSeq, a predicted model, not a curated record